Molecule: messenger RNA, 1685 nt
Organism: Panthera uncia (snow leopard)
Lineage: Eukaryota; Metazoa; Chordata; Mammalia; Carnivora; Felidae
Gene: FBXL7
Product: F-box and leucine rich repeat protein 7
Exons: 4
Coding region: 43-1518 (491 amino acids)
Biological process (GO): SCF-dependent proteasomal ubiquitin-dependent protein catabolic process
Cellular component (GO): SCF ubiquitin ligase complex
Molecular function (GO): protein binding
Source: RefSeq, a predicted model, not a curated record
CUAUGGAGUGUCCGGGGAGACGGCGGGCAUGACGGCGGCAGGAUGGGCGCGAACAAUGGCAAACAGUACGGCAGUGAGGGCAAAGGCAGCUCAAGCAUCUCAUCCGACGUGAGUUCAAGUACAGAUCACACGCCGACCCAAGCCCAGAAGAAUGUGGCUACCAGUGAAGACUCCGACCUGAGCAUGCGCACCCUGAGCACGCCCAGCCCGGCCCUGAUAUGUCCACCGACCCUGCCCGGAUUUCAGAAUGGAAGGGGCUCGUCCACCUCGUCGUCGUCCAUCACCGGGGAGACGGUGGCCAUGGUCCACUCCCCGCCCCCGACCCGCCUCACCCACCCGCUCAUCCGGCUCGCCUCCCGACCCCAGAAGGAGCAGGCCAGCAUCGAGCGCCUCCCGGACCAGGCCAUGGUGCAGAUCUUCUCCUUCCUGCCCACCAACCAGCUGUGCCGCUGCGCGCGCGUGUGCCGCCGCUGGUACAACCUGGCCUGGGACCCGCGGCUCUGGAGGACUAUCCGCCUGACGGGCGAGACCAUCAACGUGGACCGCGCCCUCAAGGUGCUGACCCGCAGGCUCUGCCAGGACACGCCCAACGUCUGUCUCAUGCUGGAAACCGUAACUGUCAGUGGCUGCAGGCGGCUCACGGACCGAGGGCUUUACACCAUCGCCCAGUGCUGCCCGGAACUGCGGCGCCUGGAGGUCUCGGGCUGUUACAACAUCUCCAACGAGGCGGUCUUCGACGUGGUGUCCCUGUGCCCCAACCUGGAGCACCUGGAUGUGUCAGGGUGCUCCAAAGUGACCUGCAUCAGCUUGACCCGGGAGGCCUCCAUUAAACUGUCCCCCUUGCACGGCAAACAGAUUUCCAUCCGCUACCUGGACAUGACGGACUGCUUCGUGCUGGAGGACGAGGGCCUGCACACGAUCGCCGCGCACUGCACGCAGCUCACCCACCUGUACCUGCGCCGCUGCGUGCGCCUCACCGACGAGGGCCUGCGCUACUUGAUGGUCUACUGCGCCUCCAUCAAGGAGCUGAGCGUCAGCGACUGCCGCUUCGUCAGCGACUUCGGCCUGCGCGAGAUCGCCAAGCUGGAGUCGCGCCUGCGGUACCUCAGCAUCGCCCACUGCGGCCGCGUCACCGACGUGGGCAUCCGCUACGUGGCCAAGUACUGCGGCAAGCUGCGCUACCUCAACGCCCGGGGCUGCGAGGGCCUCACGGACCACGGCGUGGAGUACCUCGCCAAGAACUGCGCCAAGCUCAAGUCCCUGGACAUCGGCAAGUGCCCGCUGGUGUCCGACACGGGCCUGGAGUGCCUGGCCCUGAACUGCUUCAACCUCAAGCGGCUCAGCCUCAAGUCCUGCGAGAGCAUCACGGGCCAGGGCCUGCAGAUCGUGGCGGCCAACUGCUUCGACCUGCAGAUGCUCAACGUCCAGGACUGCGAGGUGUCCGUGGAGGCCCUGCGCUUCGUGAAGCGCCACUGCAAGCGCUGCGUCAUCGAGCACACCAACCCCGCCUUCUUCUGAGCGCGCGUGGCGCGCGCCGCACGGACCCCCACGAACCCCUUUCUAGAAAGCAGCGUAUGUAAGCACCGACCGCCGCUCGCUCGUAACGGCUCUUUCUUCCUGGAAGGUUCUUAGGCAUCCGGCUUUUCUUUCUCCCUAUGUCUGGCGGGCCCACAGGGGUCAAGGGA